AUGAAUGCCAACCCGUCACCCUCGGAGUACACGGUGCCAGCUCAAAUAAAUGGCAUAGACGUCAUAUUGAAACGUGAUUUCCAAGUAUCAUCACCAUCUACUGGUAAAGGCCUGUACUUGUGCAGCAGUGCCUCCCCUGAAGAUGCAAUUAUCGCUGUCUCUGCCGCACAAGCUGCCUACACACUGUGGCGGUUUACUUUACCGGGAGCAAGACGAGAUAUUCUGCUGAGAGCUGCAGCGGCGAUGGAGAGCAGGGCACAAGAGUUGGGGCAGUACAUGAUAGAUGAAACAGGUUCGAGCUCAUUUUGGGCCCAAGACUUCAACAUUCCCCUCGCUGCCGACAUCUUGCGUGACGUUGCAGGGCGUGUCAGCAACAUUGUAGGGAUGGUGCCAACAACGAACGAAGUUGGACGCAGUUCUAUUGUAUUAAAAGAGCCGUAUGGGGUUAUUAUGGCCGUUGCUCCAUGGAAUGCCCCAUACAUCUUAGGAGUGCGAUCGAUUGCGUAUGCUAUUGCUGCUGGAAAUACUGCAAUAUUAAAGGGGUCGGAGCUGUCUCCGCGCUGUUUCUGGGCCAUCGGUGACAUAUUCCGUCAAGCCGGACUUCCGCCAGGGGUCCUUAAUGUCAUAAUACAUAAGCCCAGCGACGCAGCAGCUGUCACAAGAGCUGUGAUUCAAGAUCCAAGGGUCAAGAAAAUCAACUUCACUGGCAGCACAUCAGUUGGUCGCAUAAUUUCGGAGCUAGCAGGGCGACACCUAAAGCCCGUGCUAUUGGAGCUAGGUGGGAAAGCUCCCGCUGUUGUCUGGAAAGACGCCGACCUCGAGUUAGCAGCGGAAGAGUGCGCAAAGGGAGCUUUCCUACACAGUGGGCAAGUCUGUAUGGCUACAGAGCGGAUCGUAGUCCAUCGUGAUGUUUUUGAAAGGUUUCACAACAUUUUGGCAGCAGCCACGCAUAAAUUGUUUCCGAAGGCCAAAGUUCUCAUUAACAAAGCUAGCGUGGUGAAAAACAAAUGGCUAGUCGAAGAUGCUCUCAGCAAAGGAGCUAGAGUCUUAUAUGGGGAUUUUGACUCUAAGUCAAGCGUGGAUAUGGGGCCUAUUAUCCUUGAGGGUGUGAAGGAUGGGAUGGGAAUUUAUCACACCGAGACCUUUGGGCCCGUCGUAUUCCUCAUUGCGAUUGAUACAGAGGAAGAAGCCCUUCGUAUUGCGAACGAUACUGAAUAUGGUCUUACUUCUGCUGUGUUCACCGAGGACCUGAGAACUGGGUUGAGAUUUGCUAAAGGCAUUGAGGCGGGAGCCUGCCACAUCAAUAGUAUGACGGUACAUGACGAGUCCUCACUACCUCACGGUGGCAUGAAAGGGAGUGGCUACGGACGUUUUGGUUCUAUUGGGCUGGACGAAUGGCUUGUGACGAAAACCGUGACUUACAAGGACUGA
This is a messenger RNA of Pseudogymnoascus verrucosus, 1431 nucleotides long. RefSeq lists its product as uncharacterized. The record is from RefSeq and is a predicted model, not a curated record. Bases 1 to 1431 code for a protein of 476 amino acids. Gene Ontology annotation, molecular function: succinate-semialdehyde dehydrogenase (NAD+) activity. NCBI's taxonomy places the organism in Eukaryota, Fungi, Ascomycota, Leotiomycetes, Thelebolales, Thelebolaceae. The transcript is spliced from 2 exons.